AUGUCCGACUUCUCGCUUUUCGGCCUCUUCACCGCGGGCCUGGCCUGCAUGAUCCCUUUCACUGCUGCUUACACCAAGCCAGUCGGUGACUCGCCAGUGGUACGUCAAUAAUACUCAUCUGACGAGGUGUUCACGAGAGUGCCAUCCAAACUUCAUUUGCUGACAUCUCGCAAAGGGCAACCCAAUCUCCGAGCCCGGCCUCAACAGCGUCGUCCCUGCCGGCCAGAAGUUCACCAUCACCUGGGAGCCCACCACCAAGGGCACCGUCACUCUCCUCCUCCUCAAGGGCCCAAGCAGCAACGCCGUUCCUCAGUACCCCAUCGUUGAGAAGACCGAGAACGACGGCAGCUACGUCUGGGACGUCUCCACGGCGCUCGCUCCCACCGACAACGCUCAGGGCUACGGUAUCCAGCUGAUCGACGACGCCACCGGCCAGUACCAAUACACCACCCAGUUCGGCAUCUCCAACCCCGACUACAAGGCCGGCUCCUCCUCCUCCUCCUCCUCCUCCUCCUCCUCGUCUUCCUCAUCCUCCUCCUCCUCCGCCACGGAAACCGCCACCAAGUCCGAGUCCGCUCCAGUCUACGCCCAGUCCAGCAAGGCCGCCGAGACCACCGCGGCAGCAGUCUACACCACCCAGUUCGUGACCGACUACACCACCUACUGCCCCGAGGCCACCUCGUUCACCGUCAAGAACCAGACCUACACCGUCACCGAGGCCACCACCCUCACGAUCAAGGACUGCUCCUGCACCGUCACCAAGCCCGCCACUUCCACCUCUUCCGUUCCCGCCGUCCAGUCCGCCCCCGGCCCCGUCGUGUCCCCCAAGCCAACCGGAUACGCCCCGGUGAGCAGCCCCGUUGCCAACGCCACCUUGGUCGCCCCCACCGGCUACAGCCCCUCCACCCUGAGCACCCAGGGCGCCUCCACCUACAACGCCCCCUCCGGCCCCAGCGCCUCCAGCACCGUCGCCGUUUCCACCGGCGGUGCCGCUUCCAAUAUGGUCGGCUUCGGCGGUCUGAUCAUCGCCGCCGCCGGUGCGGUCGUGCUCGCCUUCUAA
This is a messenger RNA of Lecanosticta acicola, 1060 nucleotides long. NCBI's taxonomy places the organism in Eukaryota, Fungi, Ascomycota, Dothideomycetes, Mycosphaerellales, Mycosphaerellaceae. The record is from the annotation of a GenBank genome assembly.